UCUGGAAUCGAGCUGUUUGUGAACAGGCUUGACUCUGUAGAGUCUGUCCUUCCCUAUGAAUACACUGCGUUUGAUUUUUGUCAAGCAGAAGGAAAGAAGCGUCCCUCUGAAAACCUUGGCCAAGUGUUGUUUGGAGAGAGGAUAGAACCAUCUCCUUACAGGUUCACCUUCAACAAGAAGGAGACAUGUAAAUCUGUUUGUACAAAAACAUAUGAUACCACAAAGCCAGAAGAUAAACAGAAAUUGGACUUUUUGAAAAAAAGUAUGCUACUGAAUUAUCAGCAUCAUUGGAUUGUGGACAACAUGCCUGUGACCUGGUGUUACGACGUUGAAGAUGGCCAGAGGUUCUGCAAUCCCGGUUUUCCUAUCGGCUGUUAUAUUACAGAAGAUGGCCGUCCAAAAGAUGCCUGUGUUAUUAAUUCAGAAUUUCAUGAAAAAGAUACCUUUUAUAUCUUCAACCAUGUUGACAUAAAAAUAUUUUACCAUGUGGUGGAAAAUGAAGCUCUGGGAGCAAGACUAGUUGCUGCUAAACUUGAACCAAAAAGUUACAAGCAUACUCAUCCAGAUAACCCUGAUUGCUCAGGAGUACCUAUGGAUAUAAGCAAUAAGGCUAACGGAGAAAUCAAAAUUGCUUACACAUACUCAGUUUCUUUUGAAGAAGAAAAAAAUAUAAGGUGGGCAUCAAGAUGGGAUUAUAUUUUGGAAUCCAUGCCUCACACUCACAUUCAGUGGUUUAGUAUUAUGAAUUCCUUGGUGAUUGUCCUCUUUCUGUCCGGAAUGGUAGCUAUGAUUAUGUUGAGGACGCUACAUAAAGACAUUGCAAGAUACAAUCAGAUGGAUUCCACUGAAGAUGCUCAAGAAGAAUUUGGCUGGAAACUGGUUCAUGGCGAUAUUUUCAGACCCCCAAGGAAAGGAAUGCUGUUGUCUGUUUUUCUAGGCUCUGGCACACAGAUCUUAAUAAUGACUUUUGUUACCCUGUUUUUUGCUUGCCUGGGAUUUCUGUCGCCUGCCAACCGGGGAGCUCUAAUGACCUGUGCUGUAGUUUUGUGGGUACUGCUUGGAACUCCAGCUGGUUAUGUUGCUGCCAGAUUCUACAAAUCAUUUGGGGGUGAGAAAUGGAAAACAAAUGUCCUGCUGACAUCAUUCCUUUGUCCUGGAAUUGUGUUUGCAGAUUUUUUUAUCAUGAACCUCAUUCUCUGGGGAGAAGGCUCUUCAGCAGCUAUCCCAUUUGGGACUUUGGUUGCUAUUUUGGCACUCUGGUUUUGCAUAUCUGUACCACUGACGUUUAUUGGUGCCUAUUUUGGAUUUAAGAAAAAC
Molecule: messenger RNA, 1317 nt
Organism: Antrostomus carolinensis (chuck-will's-widow)
Lineage: Eukaryota; Metazoa; Chordata; Aves; Caprimulgiformes; Caprimulgidae
Product: transmembrane 9 superfamily member 2
Exons: 12
Biological process (GO): protein localization to membrane
Cellular component (GO): membrane
Source: RefSeq, a predicted model, not a curated record